ACGAGUAGUGUCAUCGCAGUUCAGCUAUCGUCUGCUCUUUGACUGAAAACAUUGAGGAACUCGCGGUAUCUCCUUUAAUUAUUACGGAUAUUAUUUUCUAAAAAUGGAACCUCAGGACAUUUAUUACAACAAAAAUGAGUACGUGGAGACUGCUUCAGGUAACAAAGUCAGCCGGCAGACUGUGUUAUGCGGCUCGCAGAAUAUUGUUCUCCAUGGAAAAGUUAUCGUGCAGUCAGAUGCCAUAAUAAGAGGUGAUCUGGCUAAUGUCAAAACUGGUCGUUACUGUAUCAUUGGCAAAAAUGUUGUGAUUCGACCACCUUUCAAAAGAUUCACAAGAGGAAUUGCAUUUUUUCCUCUUCAAAUGGGAGACCAUGUGUUUGUUGGAGAUAAUUCAAUUGUCAGCGCAGCCAUUGUUGGAUCCUAUGUUUACAUAGGCAAAAAUGCAGUUAUUGGAAGGAGAUGUGUGCUUAAAAGUUGUUGUUACAUAGAGGAUGGCGCAGUAGUUCCUCCAGAAACUGUUGUGCCUUCGUUCACUAAAUUUGCAGGAAAUCCAGCAAAGUGCAUAGAAGAUCUACCAGAAUGUACAAUUGAUUUAAUGGUGGAUUUUACCAAAAGUUAUUAUCAGCAUUUUUUACCUUCUAAAGUAUAAACAUAAUCUCUCAAUUAAUUACUAAAUUAAUGAAAUUACACUUACAAAGACUUAUGUAUAGAUAUAACUAUAGUGCUUUACUGUUAAUUUGCGAAUCCUUACUAUUAUUUACUAGGUGGAAGUAGACAUGGUUUAAAUUGUAUUUUCUAAAAAGUGAUUAACUCUGAUCAACUCUGUCAAAAUGAUGUAUAUAUCUUCAGUAACAGAAUUAUUUUCUGAACUUGAAUAAAUAUUUUCAAUCAAACAUA
Messenger RNA from Trichogramma pretiosum, 897 nucleotides. It is a transcript of the gene DCTN5-p25, whose product is annotated as dynactin subunit 5. The transcript is spliced from 4 exons. Lineage: Eukaryota; Metazoa; Arthropoda; Insecta; Hymenoptera; Trichogrammatidae. Bases 104 to 649 code for a protein of 181 amino acids. The record is from RefSeq and is a predicted model, not a curated record.